AUGACCGGCUGUCAAGCUAAUAGGGUGGAAUGGGAUUCGCGAUACAAGCUUGCGAAAGAUGAUCGUGAACUUCGCAUGAAAACGGUCAGACUUGACGAUAGCGGUAGAUAUCAGUGUCAAGCAACGAACGGUUUUGGUCAUCGGACGGUGGAUUUUACAGUACACGUAUACGAUCCAUCAGAAGACUCGGUAUCCUUGAAAGACGUAAUAGUUCUCGCUGAUUCAACAUCUGCUCCGGCGUGGCUGAUCGACAUGAACCUCGAUUGGUCCUCUCCUAUGCAAAUUAAUCGAGGAGGUCGUAUGGAACUGCGAUGUCCAGCGCGGGGUAAUCCUUUGCCGGAAAUUCGAUGGUACAAGAAUAACAUACGUAUCACUACUGGUGAGUAA
Cooperia oncophora is the source of this 387-nucleotide messenger RNA. The record is from the annotation of a GenBank genome assembly. NCBI's taxonomy places the organism in Eukaryota, Metazoa, Nematoda, Chromadorea, Rhabditida, Trichostrongylidae.